Malurus melanocephalus (red-backed fairy wren) is the source of this 6086-nucleotide messenger RNA. RefSeq names its product phospholipase A2 group IVB (gene PLA2G4B). The record is from RefSeq and is a predicted model, not a curated record. Gene Ontology annotation, cellular component: cytosol. Gene Ontology annotation, molecular function: calcium-dependent phospholipid binding; calcium ion binding. The transcript is spliced from 21 exons. The coding region runs from base 115 to 2724 and encodes 869 amino acids. Lineage: Eukaryota; Metazoa; Chordata; Aves; Passeriformes; Maluridae. Gene Ontology annotation, biological process: glycerophospholipid catabolic process.
CUUCAGGUUAUUUCAGCAGAGCAGCAGCAGCACAACAAGCUGCCAGCGUGUUUGUCAGCUGACAGAUCUGUAAACCAAAUUGGGCUUUCGGUCGCUGCUGCCAUCUUUGGUGCCAUGGGGAGCCCACCAGCCAAGAUGAAGUUUUGCCCCAUCCACAUGCUUUCUGUAAGAAUCAUACAAGCUAAGAACAUCAAGUCAAGAGACCUGUGGACAGUUCCACUUUCGUGCCAAAACUUUGCGGGGCAAUGUUAUUCACUGCUCGAUACCAGUCUGAAGUAUUUAGGCAUCUCGGGCUGCAGUAGAAAUCUUCAGUCAAGUCCUGACUCCAGCUCUGAAAGACAUCACUUUGGAGAUUUCCGUUGUCCAGCUUCACAAAUGACUGCGUCAGACUGCUAUGUGCGCUUGUGGCUGCCGUCUGCUUCACCUGGAACGCUUCAGACCAAAACCGUCAGGAAUUCUGACAACCCUGUCUGGAACGAGACUUUCUACUUUAGGAUCCAGAGAGAAGUUGAGAACAUUUURGAAUUGGCAGUGUGUGAUGAAGAUCCACUCACCAAAGAUGACYUGCAGUUCACAGUUCUUUUUAAUCUUGCUAGAAUCAGACCUGGGGAGAGAGUCCGCGAGACAUUUGCUUUGAAAUCAGAGACAGAGAUGUGCAGUAAGAAAUGGGAAAGUUUGGAAGUGGAAUUCUGGAUGGAAAGAAUUCCUGGCCCUCCAGAGCGCCUCAUUACCAAUGAUGUUUUAGUGUCCCGUGAGGUUUGCUGCUUGGAAGUGCAUGUGGACAUUAACGAAAGCAGGAAAUAUUUGAGAGAGGGUAAAAAUCUCGUGCUUACGGUGCCUGCAUCUCAUGAGAGAAAACAGAAGACUACAGAGAACACGGAUACUUUCUACUUCCAUUGCUUGAGGGCUUGGGAGCCAGUCCUAAAAGUCAGGCUGCAGAAAGUUUCUGAUAAGGAAGAUGACGACAGCAAUUUAAGUGACACCUUAACGGUACCACUGAAAUUUCUCCCUGUUGGACGUAAAGUGAGAGUAACCCUUCCUGUAAGACAUAAUGUGCCACUACAGUUGUACCUCCAACUAAAUGAUUGCACGGAAAAACUAGAUGUGCGCUUAGGGUAUGAUCUGUGCCAAGAAGAACAAGAGUUCUUGCAUAAAAGGAAAAGAGUGGUUGCUGGUGCCCUGAAAAGGGUUCUUCAUCUGGACAGAGAUCUACAUGGACAUGAGGUCCCGGUGAUAGCUGUUAUGGCAACAGGGGGAGGUCUCAGAGCAAUGUCAGCUAUGUUUGGCCACCUCUUAGCUCUCCAGAAGCUACAUCUGUUGGACUGUGUCACGUAUCUCACCGGGGCUUCUGGYUCAACAUGGACCCUAGCAGACCUGUAUGAGCAUGCUGACUGGUCACAGAAGUCUCUGGAGGGGCCACUUAAGGCUGUAAAAGARCAAGUGACAAAAUGCAAACUCAACCUCAUGUCUAUAGACCAYCUGAAGUAUUAUCACAAGGAACUCACUGAAAGGGCAAAAGCAGGACAUGUGUCGUCUUUUACAACUCUGUGGUCACUUGUUCAGGAGAUGUUCUUACAUGAACGGCCAAGAAAGUACAAACUCACAGACCAGCGCAAGGCAUUGCAGCACGGACAAAACCCAUUGCCUUUCUACGCAGUCCUCAAUGUGAAAGAGGAGAAGUUUGGUACUUUYAAAUUUAGAGAGUGGGCAGAUUUCUCUCCCUAUGAAGUGACCAUACCGAAAUACGGAGUCUCCAUUCCUUCAGAAUAUUUUGACAGCGAGUUCUUCAUGGGAAGGCGAGUGAAGAAGCUGCCAGAAUCUCGGAUCUGCUAUCUGGAAGGUCUUUGGACAAAYAUCUUUACUAGGAAUUUGCUGGAUGGCUUGUACUGGUCCUCAAACUCAAAUGAAUUCUGGGAACGAUGGGCCCAAGAUAUGGUAGAUAUAGAAAGACAUUGUCCUGAGGAAGACAUUACUGUCAUCGAGCCUCCAUCUUGUUUGUCAGGAAAGUUGUAUGAAAUGUUUCAGGACAUUAUGACCAAGCGUCCACUACUGGGACAGUCGCAUAACUUCCUGAGAGGCUUAGAAUUUCAUAAGGAUUAUAUCCAUCAGAAAAAAUUUAUUGAAUGGAAAGACACUGUGCUGGAUGGCUUCCCUAACAACCUGACACCGCUGCAGAAAUAUCUUUGUCUGAUAGAUGUUGGCUAUUUCAUCAAUACCAGUGGUGCAGCACUYUUCAAGCCAGAGAGGAAUGUAGAUGUCAUUAUAUCCCUUGAUUAUGGUUUGGGGAGCGUGUUCAAGCAAUUACAGAUGACGUACAAAUAUUGCAAGAUACAAAAUAUCCCAUUCCCCAAAGUGGAGAUAAGUCCAGAAGAAGAGAAGAACCCGAAGGAAUGUUAUAUCUUUUCGGAUGCAGAGGACCCCAGAGCACCCAUAGUAAUCCAUUUCCCCCUGGUGAAUGACACUUUUAAGGAAUUYAAGGAGCCAGGGGUAAGGCGUGGUCACUCRGAGAUGGAAGAAGGCAAAGUUAACCUGGAGAACAACUGCUCGCCAUACUACCUCAUCAGGCUAAUCUACUCCUCUGAAAAUUUUGAUAAACUUGUGAAUCUGAGCAAAUACAACAUCCUCAAUAACAAAGACAGGCUCCUCCAGGCAAUCAGCUGUGCUGUAGAACGAAGGAGACGCAGAAGGACUGGGAAUUUCUCCAGCUACUCUGGAUACCCCUAGGCUGGGUUUUUGCACUGYUCCCCACCGGAGGCUAUAGCAGCACAUUGCAACACAUCACAGUCACAUUACAACACAUCACAGUGUUUAUUAUUUGCAGAAAGCUGARGAAACCUGUACAUUUCUCACCUUGCCUUGUUCAAGCUCAUAGCUUUCAAAAGGGUUUAUUUAAUCUCGUUCCCCUGUAUUUUCAGCCCACAAGAGCCUCACAGUGUGGUCUUACUUGUUAAGAAAUUAAGGUUCUGGUUAGCAGAGACCUCCCAGGAUCUCCCUGAUCUUAUAGCAUAUGGUGGUGGUGGUAGUUCUUUGUAUGAGCCUGUGCCUUCAACCCUGAGCCCAUUGUCAGUGUCCUUUCAGUACUUCAUUACACGUCAAGUCCUGGCCAUUUGCAUUCAGUGAUGUCCAGAUUUUCAGACAGGCUGAGCAACUAGAAUUUGCACUGAAUUGGUGGGCUCAGCUUUGAAGUCAGGCAUGUGUAUGUGAACAGCGGAUAAACUGCAGUGUGGACAAUUGCACUCUGUCUGGCCCAUUCCCCUUGCUGAUUUAGAAAUUACUCCUUUUUUCCAUUCCCCUGCAAGAGUUUGGCACAGAAAUGCUGCUCCAGACUGCCAUGAAGGGGGUGGUUACAUUUCAAGAGAGCAGUUGGUAGCUGCAGUGAGUGAGUACUGUUCUUCUGAGCAUUUUCUGGAGGAAAAGUUCUGCAUAAAGCCCGAGUGAUCAUACUGAUUUUUACCAGCAGUGCCUUUAUGAAUUAAAAUUGCRAGGGCCUGAAACAAGUUUCAUAGCAGAAGCUUGAGAGGAAUAAUUACCAUAGACUCAAGUACAUUUAAUUUAGUAAUCAUGAGUGAGACACAAGGUGGUUCUCCUUACAGAUGUAAGCUGAAUGUAGGACAACAUCAUAACUCACUAACAGAGUGCAUAGCCAUUGUAUUUUCAUCCCCAGAACAAGCAUAGCAUAGCAUUUUUCCCUUUAUAGUCUUCCAUCCCUAGCAUCACAGGCAACAUAUUUUUAAUAGGUGUUACAUAAAAUACAGCACAAAUUAGAAAAAAAUAGGACACACAUUUUCCUCCUUGCUGGAGGAAAAUAUUAGGGAAAUGACACCUGGUUUUCAUUUGCUUCGGAGUGCAGUGAGAGAUUUUGCCUUGAACUAGRAGCUUGGAACAUCUGUAUAGCCCUCCACUGUAUUAUAAAGCUAAUAGGGAAGAAUGCUGAGUACAGAAGUUGGAGAAGUUUGCAGACUUCCUCACACUGAAGGAUUUGGACCUGCUUCUGGAUUAUUUAUUCCAUGAACAGCAUAUUCAUCAGAACUACCAAGGAAAAUUUCACAUAUUUCUUCUGUGUUGGAAAUUUGCUUGAGAUCUAGAAUUAGUUGUACAUGAAGUCAAAAAUUAGACAAAGAAAGAGGGGUCUGUCUUCUUCAUAUACACAGGCAAUAUUGAAGCUCAAAGGGAGAGAAUUUACAAAAGACUUGGUUGCCAAAGCCUGCAUCUACUAAACGCURCUUCUGCUGCAAUGGCAAUGGGUAAACCUCAGCAGUGUUUUUGAUACAAUGCUCACUUGCUGAGCUGAGGAAUACCAUGCAGAACCUGAGGAGUGUUAACAGCUGGAAUACAAUUGUGCAGCAGGAUCCAGAUGGUGAGAAGAUAACAACUAAUUCAAUACUGGCUGUAAGACAAAACAUAAAGAGCCAUUUUGAGCUGAGAGUGAUCCAGCUGGAUGUGUUACCUUUGCACAGGAGAGCAGYGUGUCCUGGCACAGUAUUUUGUGGCACUUACAAGCCCACAUGGCUCUGUGCACACGUGCAUAGGGGGUGCACCAUUCCUGUGCUCCUCUGGCUGGUCCUAGAAAGCUCUGCUGCUGCAAAAAAAGACAUCCCUGUUGUGUUCUUGGGCUACAGUGAACAAUCUGUACCCCUUGUGAACCUUGGCAGCACAUGCCCAGCAGCGAGGCAGCUCAGCCACACUGACACAAUUGGGACUCUCAAAAUGCUGUGCAGACCAAUAACUGGGCAUGUUUGGUGCAUUCACAGUGCUGCUAAUGCAAACAGAAAUGCUGACUWAAAUGUGAAGGAGCCACAAACCCACAAGGUUUUCAGGUAACCCACAGUCAGUGGGGAAUAUCUGAGGGACUGUUAAAGCUGUUAUAAAGGGAGGGAAGGAGGAUGGGAGGGAGGGAGCCUUGGGUGGGGAGGGUUCUCUGCUGGGAGAGCUGUCACCAAAGGUUUUACUAACACUUAGAGUCAGGUUGGGAACUGCAAUCUAAUCUUGCAGCCAGAGGCACAGACAGGCAUGUGCCCUUUCAUCUCCUUGUGGUCCAUGUGGUACCUCUGUAGCUUUAAAUGAUAAUAGCUUUUUCAAAUGUAUUUUUGCAUUUCAGAGCCUGAAAUGAUGUGAGGGCUGUAUCACUGCCCAUCAUAGUGCCUUUUUGUUUUAUUUUGGUUGCCUUUUUGUUUUUGUAGCAUGAUGUGAGUGCAGCACAUGGGGACACAGCUUAGUGCUGGGCUUGGCAGUGCUGAGUUAACAGCUGGACUCGAUGGCUGUAGAGAUCUUUUCCAACCUAAACGGUUCUAGGAUUCUGUGCCAUUGAGGGAAUGUGUUGAUGGCUUGUUGGUGUGGUAGGAGGAGCUGGAGGGCAUUUGUGAASACAGAAGCUGCUGGAGGACUCUGCAGGUUGGAGGGACCUACAGCUUGCACAGUCUUGUCUGUGCAGCUUUUGGGAAGUUGUGGCUGGCACAGUCUGUCCCUCAAAGCACCCCUGAACUCUGGUUCAGAGCAUGCUGAUUAGCACUGCCCCAAACCCACAGAAAUAUAGGGCACAGUUUCAGUGACAUUAGGCUGAUCAGUGACCUGUGCUCAGGACUGGUCCUUGUGCCCUUUAGGGUAAAUAUGGAGUCUAAGGGCCUCUGAAAUUUUGUGUGCUGGUUCCUCAAAGGUUGGGGGGUAUUUUUUCCCUUGGCCCCUUUCUUGCCUAGUGCCCCAUGCUGUACUGUGGCUGAGCAGAGUGCAUGCAAAGCAAAGCAGGCACUUCCAGGAGAAAGCUGCCUCUCUGCAUCUCACCAGAAAAAAGCACAUGCCGUACUUAUAAACCAGGCCUUGCUGGUCUGGGGUUGUGUUUGGUUAACCACUGGAGAAGAAUGCAUGCCCACCAAAAACCUCAUCUGAAAUGCACCCCACAUCACUGCUCUCUGAUGAACAUUUUGCUGGAAAAUCCUUGAAAAUAUAGAGCUUGCUAUCUGCUGCCAAACACAAAGGAAAUGAAACUGUUCAUCUAACUAUUAGUUGCUCUUCAUAGAAAUCACUUGCUUGUGCCUUUUAACCAUUUAAUAAUAUAUUAGUUCAAAAUAAAAUAUUGCAAAAGAGCACCA